Messenger RNA from Pelobates fuscus (common spadefoot toad), 861 nucleotides. RefSeq names its product musculoskeletal, embryonic nuclear protein 1 (gene MUSTN1). Gene Ontology annotation, cellular component: nucleus. Lineage: Eukaryota; Metazoa; Chordata; Amphibia; Anura; Pelobatidae. The record is from RefSeq and is a predicted model, not a curated record. Gene Ontology annotation, biological process: chondrocyte proliferation; chondrocyte differentiation; tissue regeneration. Bases 92 to 334 code for a protein of 80 amino acids. The transcript has 3 exons.
UAUGUAUAUAUAGAGCUAGGCUCAGUUGUCAGAGUGAGGGUGCAAACAUUUUGUGUCAUCUUUUUGUGUGUUCGGACAGUUAUAAGAAGAGAUGUCCCAGCCUCAGGAUGCCCCAGUUAAGAAGAAGAGACCAGUGAUGAAAGAAGAGGAUCUCAAAGGGGCAAAAAAUAAGUUGAGCCAACAAACGCCAAUCCGAUCCAAGACCUACCAGGUUAUGAAGGAGUGUGAAAAAGCGGGAAGUGCUGCUCCUUCUGUGUUUAGCCAGGCCCGAACGGGUGUAGAAACAGCCUUCGAUAAACCAAAGGAAGGCCCAGCAAAAAGCGUGUUUGGUUGAAUGGUUACAUCCCAGCUAUUUCCCCCUGGUUUCUCUAUCCAUGCUACGAUGGACUCUGUGUAAAGUCUUAUUGGCUGCUUCUUGUCAUUCUUCCUUAAUUGAUCCUAUCUAAAACUGCAUUCGUUUGGGUUAAAGUGUCUCUUUUCUUCAACUGACUGAACUCUUCGCCCCCUUUUUAUCCUUGUUACCAUGUCUAUCUUUAUUUGGCCCAGAACAACAAGUUGGAUCUGCUUUUAAAUCUAAAAGAUGCUCUAAGCAGGGAGAUAUGUAUUUUUACAGCAAUAAUGCCAUAAAAAGGUAGAAAGAUAUCCCAAUCAUAUAUUGUGUAAAGAUUUUACAGCUAAUCGGUAGUAGAUUUAACUAAACAUAAGUAGUACACUAUUGAAACUUGACAGUUCGGGAUCUUAUCCUGUAGAAUUUUAUAUUGGGUUUGGAUACUGUACCAUUAAUUGGAAAGUGUAUUUCAUCAUUUAAAAAGGGCAACCAGAGGCCUCCCAACUAAUUUGAAAUUUAUUUCAAAUCUUACC